Molecule: messenger RNA, 1695 nt
Organism: Lactuca virosa
Lineage: Eukaryota; Viridiplantae; Streptophyta; Magnoliopsida; Asterales; Asteraceae
Source: the annotation of a GenBank genome assembly
CACCUUUUCACUUUCCUUCCCUUCCAUAACUCAUUCAACCCUUCCUAGAAUACCCCUCUUCCACCGUCUAUUCAAAAACCCUACUAUCGCUCUUAUUCCUCAGUUCGCCAUCUUACCAUGGAUAUGACGAGUUUUGACGGGGCGCUACUCUUCAGUGUUGGAUGCGGUGCCGUCACCGCCGUCGGGGGUUUUUGAUUAAUUGGUUAAACUGGAUGGUUUGAAUCAGAUAUAUAUGGAAUUCCUGAUAUUUGCCCUUCAUCUGCUCCGUCGUCGGCUCUUGAUUUCAACCUUCGAUUCGGUGAAUUCCUCGCCACGUUUCUUGCUGCUAAUGUUCUUAGGGCUUCACCCUUUUCUCCAUUUUGGUUAUCGAUCUUUCUUUCAUCUUCUCCACUCUCUGCCUCACCCUUCUCUCUGAUAUCUGUUGAUAUUUAUGCGAAAAGUAGGUGGUGAAGAAGGAAAAGGAAUGUCUGAAUCCUUCUAUGUUGUAGCUGCAAUUGUUCUUAGGGUUGAUUGAAUAUUCGUUAACAUGUUGAUGUUAUUGUGGUCUUCUUCCCCCUGUCGCUGUCAAUCACGAUGUUCAGGGCGGUAGAAAUUUACCAUAUAUAUAGAAGUUAAGCAGAAGCUGCAGUAUCAACAAGCUUUAAUUCCUGCAAUUCCUUGAAGUCCUCCCAUGCAUAUUGGCUUCAUAGGUUUGUUCAAAUGGGGUGUUAAACAUGGUCUUGGCCACUACCAUUCCAGGAAUGGAGAUACAUAUGCUGGAGAAUAUCUUGCAGACAAGAUGCAUGGUUUUGGUGUUUACAGUUUUGCAAAUGGUCAUAGAUAUGAAGGUUCAUGGCAUGAAGGAAGAAGACAGGGACUUGGAAUGUACACUUUCAGAAAUGGAGAGACUCAAUCUGGACAUUGGCAAAAUGGUGUUCUUGAUGUUCCAAGCUCACAAAGUGCCACUUAUCCUGUUUCACCUGUUGCUGUUUAUCUCCUCCUUAUUUUUGUCUAAUUUGUUUCUAUAUGUUGGCAUCAUAGUUUUAUGUUUUCAUUUUGUACCUCUUGGCAUCUUAUUUUCAUUUUUUCUAAUUAAGUACUAUGAAGAGUUUGCUUAAAAAAACAUAAAAAUAGUUUUUUUUAUAAGUUUGUAUAUGAUUUCAUAGAAAAUAUUACUAAAAAUUUAGGUUUUCAUUUCAAAUUAGGCAUAUAUUGUGCUUAUGGUUGAAUGGUAUUAUGAUUUCGUUCUAAGAGGAUUUUUUGGGUCAGCUAAUUGAUGGUUAUAAUAGUUAGACUUCUACCUGUUGAUAAUGUUUCAUAGAAUGAUCGUUACAGUUAAAGGUAUGUAUUAUGUUUGUAGUUUUAAGUAAACUUAUUUUGUGCCCAUCUCGAUAUUUAAUUUACCUUUGCUCUUGGUUCGUUGUUUCAGGGAAAACGAUUAACCUAGGCUUCUCCACACCUCUGAUCUGGUAGCUAAAGAGGCGGCACCACCACGAACCACCGCCAAGACUUGCUCUACUUAUGUUUUAUUCUCAGUAGGUGGGGGGACAAGUAGUCAUAUACGAUUUGAGUAUAAUAGGGGAGAAUGAUGAGAACUCAUAAUUUGUGAUUUUAUAUGGACCAAGGCAAUUGUGUCUUUUUUCUUGGCGUAUCCAACCCCGCAAAGCGGGGUUCUUCCCUAGUUUAUUUGGAACUAUAAUCACAAAUAUGUCACAU